Messenger RNA from Lactuca virosa, 3075 nucleotides. The record is from the annotation of a GenBank genome assembly. Lineage: Eukaryota; Viridiplantae; Streptophyta; Magnoliopsida; Asterales; Asteraceae.
AUGGUUUCUUCACUGAUGUUAGGUCUAAUGGGUCCCAAUGUCCCUUAUGCACCUUCUAUGCCAGAAACUGUUCAAGAUCUUGAGAAGCCUGUUCGCCUUCCUGCAUUCCAUACAAGUGAGCUAGGACCAUGGUGUGCUAUUAUCUCCUAUGAAGCAUGUGUUCGUCUCUGUCUAAAAAAUUGGUCCAUAGGAAGCCCUGAAGCUGUUUCCUUCUUAAAAAAUGAAUGUUCCCUCCUUCGAUCCGCUUUCUGUUUGGAACAAUAUCUAUUACAACCAGAAGAAGAGUUAUUGAGCAAAAAAUGUUCCGAAUUAGUUGUUACAGGAGUUCCUAAAAAACCCCAAAAAACCUUUGGAAAGUUGAAAGUUCAAGUGAGAAAGGUUAAAAUGGUGUUGGAUCCACCAAAUGGUUGCACUUUUUCCUCAAUUAAAAAACCUCCAUUGAUGAAAUUACAAAAAAUUAAUCGGCGUUUAUCCUCCACAAAAUCAACAAUACAUUCAGAAUGGGAAGCAAUAAGAAGAGUUCGUGUGACACCAAAUUUUUCUACAAAUGGAUCACUUUCACAUCAAAGUCUUGCUUAUUUACACUUUGGAACACAGUAUUUAAAAGAUAUAUCAGGUCUCUUAAAAGUAGGCAUAACAAGUUUGCAUAAUUCUCCAACACCUCCUGAAGCACCUGAAGAAACAUACGUAUGUUCUUUGAGAUUAAAAAGUUCAUCUGAUGCUGAUGUGACACGUAUGCAGCCAGGAAGUAGUGAAACUCAUGUAUUCUUGCCAGAUGGCAUGAGAGAUGAUUUGCUUAUUGAAGUUACUGAUUCAAAAGGAAAGUAUUGUGGACAUGUCAAAGCACAGAUAGCAGACAUAACUGAUGAUGUGGGAGAUAAGCUUAGAUGGUGGCCAAUAUACCAUGAACCUGAACAUGAACUUGUUGGAAGAAUACAAUUACACAUGCAGUAUUCAACUACUACAGAUGAGAAUAACAAUGUUAAGUGUGGAAUUGUGGCUGAAACUAUAGCAUAUGACUCAGUGUUAGAAGCAGCAAUGAAAGUUCAAAAUUUUCAACAAAGAAAGCUUCUACUUCAUGGAUCAUGGAAGUGGUUGGUGACUGAAUUUGCUUCUUACUAUGGAGUUUCUGAUGCAUAUACAAAACUAAGAUAUCUUUCAUAUGUUAUGGAUGUUGCUACACCAACUGCAGAUUGUUUAAAUGUGGUGUAUGACUUAUUGUCUCCAGUAAUCAAGAAAGGGAAAAUGAAUGGGACUUUGAGUGUUCAAGAGAAUCGGAUGUUGGUGUCACUUUCUGAUGAAAUUGAAGAAAAAAUUGCUUUAGUUUUUGAAAACUAUAAAUCACUGGAUGAACAUUCAUCAUCAGGAUUAACAGAAUCACCUAAAUCUUCAUCUGGAUUCAUAUCUCCUGCUUUAAAACCUGCUUUAAAACUCUACACCCUUUUGCAUGACAUCAAAUCUCCAGAAUCCCAAUUGCAGUUAUGUAAAUAUUUUCAGACUGCUGUAAGAAAGAUUUUAGCAAGACACCUGGCAGAAACAAACGAAUUUGUCUCCACUACAACUGAAAAGUCAACAGUUGACCAGAUUGCUUACUCAUCUGCUUAUCAGAAAAUGAAGUCUCUUUGUUUAAAUUUCAGAAAUGAAAUUGCAAGUGACAUAAAAAUAAAUAAUCAGCAUGUGCUUCCAAGUUUUGUAGACCUUCCGAAUCUUUCUUCAGCUCUUUAUAGCACAGAGCUUUGCAAUAGAAUGCGUGCAUUUCUUGUUGCAUGUCCACCCAUUAGCCUCUCGCCACCUGUCACAGACUUAAUUAUCACAACUUGUGAUUUUCAGAGAGAUCUUGAUUCCUGGAAUAUUAGUUUUGUGAAAGGUGGUGUUGAUGCCAAAGAGAUGUUCCAUGUUUAUAUAACACGUAGGAUUCAUGACAAACACCUUGAAUUACUUGAAUCCUGCAAACUUGAUAAGGGUGUUGUAGCACAAAAUUCAACAUCUGUUUUUGUUGAUGAUAUGUAUGAGAAACUUAAAGAGACAUUGGUUGAAUUUCAAGUUAUUGUUUCUCGUUGGCCUCAAUAUACUUUGCUUUUGGAGAAGGUAAUAGCAGAUGCUGAAAGGGUAAUUAUGGAAACUCUGGAGAAACAAUAUAGUGAAAUUUUAUCUGCAUUGAAGGAAAACACAAUCCCAGUUAAAGCAGUACAAUAUGUUCAAAGAAUCGCAAAAGGAAAUUCAUUGCCUUAUACUUUCCCUGAAGAGUUAGGAAGUCUUUUUAAUUUGAUAAAGAAGAUGCUGGAUGUGCUACAACCAGAAAUAGAAAGGCAGUUUAAAUCAAGGCAUGUGUGUGUUUCAGUUUCAGAGAGUGAAAAUGCAGCUCCAGGAGAACUUCUGAGUGAAGUAACUGUAAUGCUGAAAACUAAAUUUAGAAACUAUCAGCAAUCAGCUAUUGAGAAACUUGCUGGAAAUACAAGGUUGCAAAAUGGAACAAACCUGAAGAAGGUAAUCCAAGAAGCAAAAGAGAGUGUUGGUGAAUCGGAAAUAAGAAGCAGAAUGCAGCCUUUAAAGGAUGUGUUGAUAAAGAUAAUAAGUGAUCUCCAUGGUUUUCUUGACUUUAAUGUCUUUACACUCUUUUGUAGAGCUUUAUGGGAUCGAAUGGGACAGGAUGUGCUGAGGGUGUUGGAGAAAAGGAAAGAGAAUUGGUCUUAUAAAGCCUCACGAGUUGCACUCUUGGUUUUGAAUGAAACAUUUGCAUCGGAAAUGCAAUCAUUGGUGGGAUACAUGCUGACAGAUAAAGAUGUGGAGCCACCCACAUCAAUAAAAGAAGUGCAAUCCAUGUUAUGUAAAGAUUCAUGAAAUGAAAUACACAUUUGUAGUACUAGUAGUAGUUUGUAUAGGAACUUCUUCAACAACUACAUUAUCUUUUCAAAACAGGCUUUAUGAAGAGAUAUAUAAGACUCCAACAUAUGUAGAUGUAGUUAUGACAGUGUUUAGCUGAUGUGAGACGUAUGACUCGUGAAUUUUUUUUUUGAAAAGAGUAGUUUGUUUUGAGGGUUAUUUUGAUUUGAUUGUUUUUUAGUGGGAAAAUCA